AUGUUAUUCCCCAAAAAGGUGAUCAUUUCUGCAACGACUUUAAGCAGCAGCAGCAGCAGCAGCGUUUGGCUGCUGGUGUUCUUUGCCUGUGUCACCCUCAGCACGGCCCUCAGCACCUCUGAUCAGCAGCAGCAGCAGCCACAGCAGCUUAGUGACACAAGUUCAUACGGCGAGCGACUAGCUGAAAGUUCGUACGUCUUCAACUCAAUCGCAAACGGCGGCAGCGGCAGCUUUGGCAGCAGCAGCAGUCAAAAGGAGGCAUCCUCGGAUGGCAGCGGCAGCUACUACUCUCCGGGCGUCAGCGCCCUCCUCAACAGCGACGGCUUCCUCAACACCAUGAGCAAGUUUUCACCUGGCGGCGCCGAGGGCGCCAAGUACACGCCCAGCGGACCGGUAGAGGCGGCGGUGCACACGAAGAAGACCAUCGAGGUGAUACCGGUCCGCUUUGAGGAGCCGAAAGAGGGCGAGCCACAGGUGAUCGAGAUCUCCCCCUACGAGGUGCCGCUGUCCAUUGUCUUCAAGACGGCCACCAAUAAGAUCAAUGUGAAUCAGGAGCAUCGAUCAGAAACACCAGAGGAAGUAAAGGAGACCACAUCAGAAGAGGAGCCGCACAGGGUGGUGCACAAUGUGUAUCGACCAGUUAUUCAAGAAGUAACCGAAGUGAUCCAACCAAUUCGAAAGAUGCUUCAGCGUGUUGAGCCGGUAAUUGAAGAGAUGAAGACAAUCAUCUCCAAAGCAGGACCACCAGAAGGUGGAAACGGCAACGGGUACAGUCGCCCUAGCAGCAGUGGUGGCUUCAGCGCCCAGAAGGCGACACUCGAUGAUAAUCGCUUUGCCCGUUACGGUGGAAAUGACCUGGGCCGAGGACUGAGCAUUCUGCCGCUCUCCUACAGCUCCGCUUCAGAGGUCAUCAAGAAGCUCUCCUCGCCGCCCUCCUCGCUGUCUUCUGUCACCUCGAUGUCAAGUGAAAAUGAAAUGUCCCGACGCUUUGGAAUCACCAACCGACCGACGCGAGUGGAUGAGGGCAACAGCUACAGCCAAAAGCAGUCAACCACCACAAAUGACAACAACAACAACAACAACAUCAACGAUGAGGCAGCAAACACCAAAACCGACUACAAUGACAUCAUCAAAGAGUACAUCACCAAGUUUCUCGAGCCAAGCCGGGCACCGGGAGCCAAAUCAGGCUCCUCCAAGUCAAAUAAGCACUCGCUGAAGAUCAACCCGCAGAGCAUUAAGAUGUUCAACGUGCCGCUGAAAAGCAUGCCCAGCACUACAAUCGACAGCAUCAAGCCGUACAACAAGGGCAGCGACCAACAACAGCCCCUGCAUCAGCAAGGGAGUGAACAAAAGCCAAAGUUUAAGAUUAUCAAGGAGUUUCGCGUCACGCUGGAGGACUUGAAGAAGCUGAAGCUGGCGCCCUUUGUGCUGCAGGCAAAAGCCAACGCCCUGCAGAUGGCCAACAAGGGAGGCAACAGCGGCAGCAGCAGCUCUCCAAAGAACUCCUUCAACUCUCGCUUUAGCUCAACCCUAAAGGACUGGACCAACUUUAGCACUCCCCUCAGCGCCAGCUCUUUCCGGCCACUUCAGGCAAGCACUGGCAUGGCAGUGCAGGAGUCCAAUCCGCGGCAAUUCACCGGCAUUCAGCCGUCGUCAGUUGGAGGGUAG
Messenger RNA from Rhagoletis zephyria (snowberry fruit fly), 1668 nucleotides. Lineage: Eukaryota; Metazoa; Arthropoda; Insecta; Diptera; Tephritidae. The record is from RefSeq and is a predicted model, not a curated record.